Molecule: messenger RNA, 252 nt
Organism: Strongylus vulgaris
Lineage: Eukaryota; Metazoa; Nematoda; Chromadorea; Rhabditida; Strongylidae
Source: the annotation of a GenBank genome assembly
AUGUUAUUUGCGAUUCUAGCAGAUUUUCUACAGGAAAAAGACAUGAUUUUGAAAGUUGCUGAGGCGAUAUUCGAUGAAACCAAUAGUUCGUCGGCAGGAAUUUGGGCUUAUGGUCAUGUUAAAGAUCCAAAAAAACUCGGUGAUGCCUUCAAGGAAAUGAGAAAAGAAUUCAGUUUUUUUUAUGCGGAUGCCAACAAAAGGAUGACUGUAGAUACCACGAAACUACACCCAGAUGACGGAAAUGUAGGGUGA